Messenger RNA from Erythranthe guttata (spotted monkey flower), 721 nucleotides. Its product is annotated as cyclin-dependent kinases regulatory subunit 1. Gene Ontology annotation, molecular function: cyclin-dependent protein serine/threonine kinase regulator activity. The record is from RefSeq and is a predicted model, not a curated record. NCBI's taxonomy places the organism in Eukaryota, Viridiplantae, Streptophyta, Magnoliopsida, Lamiales, Phrymaceae.
ACCUUCUAGAAAGCAAAAGCCAGUCAGUCACUUUCGCCCUAAAAUUCAUACCCUUUCUCCCAUCUCUGCACACCCAUUCAUUUUUCCUGCUUCCACUCUCUGUUUCUCUCUCUAAAGACUGAUUUAGGAAUUCAAUUAGCAGUGUUUUUUCCUCUGUGAUUUUUUUUUUUAAAUCUGAAGUGAAGGAUGGGUCAGAUCCAGUACUCGGAGAAAUACUUUGAUGAUAUCUAUGAAUAUAGACACGUUGUUCUUCCAACAGAGGUGGCCAAAUUGCUUCCGAAGAAUCGCCUUCUCUCAGAAAAUGAAUGGCGUGCAAUUGGAGUUCAGCAGAGCAGAGGGUGGGUACACUAUGCAAUUCACCGUCCAGAGCCACACAUCAUGCUCUUUAGGAGGUCGCUGAAUUAUCAGCAGCAGCAAGAUAACCAAGCUCAGUAAAACAUUAUUCUGUGGGAAAAGGUUUUACUCUCGUUUCAUUGGGAAAUGUACUUACUAUUAUUAUUAUACUAUAUUAUACCUUGCUGUUUAGGAAACUCGGGUUUUUAUCAACGUGAUGUUGAAAGCUUUGGAUUAAUGUUACGGUGUGGAAUUUCAAUGUUGGAGUUUUGUUUUCUGACAGAUUGAAUGUGGUUUUAGCUUCGGGAAUGUAUUUUUACUUACGUUCCGGAUGUUUAAUUAAAUGUCCUUAAUAGACAUGCUAUUUGUUUUAUCGUAUUUAAUUUUA